Molecule: messenger RNA, 1624 nt
Organism: Sphaerodactylus townsendi
Lineage: Eukaryota; Metazoa; Chordata; Lepidosauria; Squamata; Sphaerodactylidae
Gene: CMKLR2
Product: chemerin chemokine-like receptor 2
Exons: 5
Coding region: 361-1440 (359 amino acids)
Biological process (GO): phospholipase C-activating G protein-coupled receptor signaling pathway; inflammatory response; positive regulation of cytosolic calcium ion concentration
Cellular component (GO): plasma membrane
Molecular function (GO): G protein-coupled receptor activity; complement receptor activity
Source: RefSeq, a predicted model, not a curated record
GUUGGGGAUUGGGUGUGGAAGAAGUUCAGGGACCUUCGCUAAGCCUUCAGCAGAUGAUUUAGAUUUCUGAUUAUUAAUGCCAAAGACAUGUCACUUGGAGAAUCACUGAAGGGGACGAUCUAACGGAAGAUUGCAUCUCUCUCUAUGCAGGCUGGCUAAACCAGCAGAAAAGAUUUAGUUUUCUAAUACGUGCAACAAGAAGCCCUCUGCGUUUCCUAGAUUCUCAGGGGUUAUCUCUGGAUGUAAGAUACAUUUCGGGUCAGCGCACUUCGUCGGGCAUAGAAAAGAACUCAACCAGAGCAGAUAAUUCAAACCCUAUUUUUAUCUGUAACAAGCUUCCGAAGGGAAACAGCCAGGGGCAUGUCGCUGGAUGACGUCACGCAGUAUGAAGAUCUCGACAACUUCACAUACUACUUUGAGAGUUACGAAGAAGAGGAGGUGCCUCAGUCCUCUCUCAGUGACGCGCACAUCAUUUCUCUUGUGCUGCACAGCUUAGCUUUUCUCCUAGGAGUGCCUGGCAACGCCAUCGUCAUCUGGAUCAUGGGCUUCAAGUGGGAUAAGACGGUCACUUCCCUCUGGUUCCUCAACCUUGCCAUUGCGGACUUCAUCUUUGUCCUUUUCUUGCCCCUCUACAUCACCUAUGUGGCCAUGGGCUUCCACUGGCCAUUUGGGAGAUGGCUGUGCAAAGUUAACUCCUUCAUCGCCUUGCUCAACAUGUUUGCCAGUGUCUUCUUCCUUACAGCCAUCAGCCUCGACCGCUAUGUCCAUCUGAUCCACCCCGUCUGCUCCUACAGAUAUCGAACGAUCAGAAACACUUGUAUCCUGAUCGCGAUCAUUUGGACCUUGGCCGCCAUCAUUGGAAGCCCCGCCUUGUAUUUCAGAGAUACACUAACUCUGUCUAACAAUUUCACCUUUUGCUUCAAUAACUUUCACCCGCACAACGUUGUCCUAACGCACCACGUUCUCACCUGGGUGAGGUUCUUCCUUGGCUAUCUCUUUCCUAUCCUAACCAUGAUCAUUUGUUACUCCUUUCUCUUUGUCAAGGUGAAAAAGAGUGCUGUCUUUACUUCCAGGAGGCUCUUCUGGACUGUCCUGGCCGUGGUGGUUGCCUUCUUUGUUUGCUGGACCCCGUACCAUAUCUUUAGCAUUAUUGAGCUCACCAUUCAUCAUAACAAUGACUUCCACGUUUUGCUUCGGGACGCCAUUCCUCUGACCGUUGGCUUUGCUUUCAUCAAUAGUUGUCUUAACCCAAUCCUUUAUGUCCUGCUCAGCAAGAAGCUCCGGUCCUGCUUUCAGGUGACGUUUUCAGAACUGGUGAAGUACACGCUGUGGGAGGUCAGCCGGUCGGGGACAGUCAGCGAACAAGUUUGGAGCUCUGUGAAUCUGCAGCAGUACGAAACCCCCGAGGCGAAAAAUCCUCCCAGUGAAACUGCUCAGUGACUUGACUUAUCGUGCCUUCCGUUGUAAAGGACUCAUUUAUUAAAUAUCGAGACAUUUGCAAGUGAAUGAUACGGAAUUCAAGUCCCCAAGGCACGGUGGACUGUGGUUGGUUAAUGGAAUUGUGUAGCUCAUUUCAGCUUUUUUUUGUUUUGUUUUUAAAUAAAGGGUUUUUAGCUGCAUUACA